Molecule: messenger RNA, 1221 nt
Organism: Stylonychia lemnae
Lineage: Eukaryota; Ciliophora; Spirotrichea; Sporadotrichida; Oxytrichidae
Source: the annotation of a GenBank genome assembly
AUGGAAUCUUUAGCAUGCCCAAUUUGCAAGUAAAGCUACGAACUUUAGAUAGUUGUGCCAGUUAUUAUGCCCUGUGAUCAUUCUAUAUGUGAAAUCUGUUACAUUGGACUGUAUCAGCCAUAAGAAGAUAAUAUGAUAUGCCCUCUAGAUAAUCAGGAAUUCAGCCAGCCAAGUAAGACUCCAUACAACAGAUCUAUAAUUGAUAUCUUGAAGUAAAGAGCUGCUGAGAAUAUAGUAAGUCAAGAAAAUGAAAGAUUGAUGUGCAAAAAUCAUAAAGGAGAAGCCCUUAUGUUGUAUUGCUCUAGACAUAACGAGUUUCUUUGUUUAGAAUGCAGUCUUUAGCAUUAAGAUCAUUAACAUUUAUUGGAAGUAGUUGAAGAAUAAGACCUCUAGCAUUACUUUGCUUAAUUGAAAGUAAAAAUAGGAGAAAAGCUAGAAUUCAUAAGAUCUUAAUAUAGCAGCCUUGACAAUAUGGUUCAAAGUAAUUUUAGCAAAUCUAGUGUUCAAAAUUUAAAUGAGCAGAUGAAUAUAGCAUUCAAGAGCUUAACAGAACCAUUUGUAUCAGAAAUUAGAUAUGUAAAGUUUAAGCAUAUCAAUGAUGAUUAAGAAGAUGUUCAAGUUAUAGCUACACCAAUGGCAGUCAACUAAGUAGUAGAAUUAGCUGUAGAUUCAAAGAUUAUAUAAAGCGAAGAUGAUAGAAAUUUACUUAAGUAGUGGUUCAACCAUUUGAUUAUUAGAAAAUGUUCAAAGAUAUUCGAUAUUGCAGCUGAUAAUUCAAGACUAGAAAAUUUUCAAGAAAAAUGCCAUAAUGUUGGACCUCUACUUUGCAUUAUGAGAUCUACAAAUGGCUUUGUAUUUGGUUCCUUUACUACAAAAUCACUUACAAUUAGAGAUUUAAACGACCUUUACUAGAAUGAUUGGGACUCCUUCUUAUUUUCAAUUAAUAGGAAACAAAAAUUAGUUCAGAAAAAUAAGACAAAAUUCUCAUUUUGUCAUAGUAGUAAAGUCUUUUUAAUGUUCGGUAUACAUGAUUUAAGAGUAUUCUCGAGGUGUGAGCUACACAAUAAAAACUCUUCAAAUGUGGGUACCAUUUAUUUCCCUGAGGAUAGAAUGGAUAUCAAGAAAGACAGUGAAGAAGCAUUGACCUAUUUGGCCGGUGAACAUGAAUUCAAAAUUGAGAGUUUAGAGGUAUACUCUAUAUAAUAUGAGUUAAUUAAGUGA